This is a messenger RNA of Leptopilina boulardi, 1991 nucleotides long. Its product is annotated as luciferin 4-monooxygenase-like. The transcript has 8 exons. Gene Ontology annotation, biological process: long-chain fatty acid metabolic process; fatty-acyl-CoA biosynthetic process. The record is from RefSeq and is a predicted model, not a curated record. Lineage: Eukaryota; Metazoa; Arthropoda; Insecta; Hymenoptera; Figitidae. Gene Ontology annotation, molecular function: long-chain fatty acid-CoA ligase activity. Bases 148 to 1767 code for a protein of 539 amino acids.
ACAAUUUUCCGCAGACUAUAAAAUUAUUCAAUAUAAAAAGUGGGGUAAUAUCGCUACUAUAAAUCCUCUUUACGGAUCGAGAUCUUCAGUGUUUCCGUAGAGAUUUAAACCGUGAAAAUAUAAUGUGUUAAUAUUAAAUUAAGUGACAUGGCUUCAAAGGAAAACUCACUAUUUGUAAUUGAAAACAAUGUCAUCAAAGGUCAAAAGCUACCUCCGCUGGCACCUGAUGUUCGUCUAAAUGAAGUAUUGUUGGAAAAUUUAAAAAACAAUCCAGAUUUUAUUGGACAAAUCGAUGCACAAACUGGAGAAAUGUGGACAUAUGAAAAAUUGACGGAUGCCAGUAUUCGUUGUGCUUUAUGGCUUAAAAAGCAAGGAAUUAAACCUGGUGAUAUAGUAACAAUCUGCUCUCAUAAUCACAUUCGAACUUGGGCCCCUUUUUGUGGAAUAUUUUUCAUCGGAGCUAAUCUCAAUCCUUGGUUCCACGAUUGGUCAGCUGAAACGGCUAAAUAUUUCUUAAAUCUUACAAAACCAAAAGUUAUAUUUGCUAAUGAAAAAUCAGCAAAAAUGCUUAAAGAAGUUGCUAAACAAGAGAAUGUAAAUACGAAAAUUGUCGUUUUUGGCAAAGUUCCAGGACUUAAUUCCUUUAAUGAUAUUAUUAAAGAAGGAAGUGCAAAAGAGGUUGAGAAUUUUCAGUGCUAUCCAGUAAAACAUGACGAUAAUGCCUUAAUAUUGUUCUCAUCCGGAAGUACUGGUUUGCCUAAAGGUGUACAACACACAUAUCGAGCUAUACAUUACAACAUGUACAGAUUCAAUUGUAGAUUUGAAAAAAGAAAAACAUGCAUCAUGAUGCAUACUUCAUCAUUAUAUUGGAUAUCCGGUACUUUUUGCACCUUGCGCAGUUUGUCAAAUAUCUUUCCAGCAGUUAUUAUGAAUAAUCCAACACCUGAAGAAGUUUGUCAAGCAACCCAAAAAUAUAAGAUUCAGUGGCUGUUUUUGGGAACUGGAAUUAUUAACGAUAUGUAUAAAUCAGGUUUGUUGGAGAAAUAUGACUUAUCAACAGUAGAAGAAAUAGCUACAGGAGGUGCAAAAGUUCAACCUCAAAUUACAAAAAAAGUUAAUAGUCUUUUGAAAAAUGGAGAAGUACUUCAAGGAUACGGUAUGACUGAACUAGGAACAAUUGCUACUAUACAAAAUAAGGGUCACAAUAAUCAUGAUUCUUGUGGUAUAGUAUGUUUCGAUUUAGAAUUGAAAAUAAUUGAUGUGAAUACUAACAGAAUUCUAGGCCCAAAUGAAAAAGGUGAAAUUUAUCUUAAACAAGAGCAUAUGAUGAAACACUAUUUUAAUAACCCAAAAGCUACAGAAGAAGCAAUUGAUAAAGAUGGUUGGCUUCACACUGGAGACAUGGGAUUUUACGAUGAGGAAGGAAAUAUCUUUAUUGUUGAAAGGUUAAAAGAAGUAAUCAAGUACAGAGGUCACCAUAUUUCUCCAAUUGAAAUUGAAAGUAUUCUUAUAAAACAUCCGAAAGUAUUGGAAGCUGCAGUGGUACCAGUUCCUCAUUCAACAGAUGAUGAACAUCCACUUGCAUUUAUUUCAACAUUAAACAAUUUUAAGAUAUCAGAAGAGGAACUUUUAAAAAUGACCUCAAUUCUUGGUGAUACUAAAAGACUACGUGGUGGAAUAAAAUUUUUGGAUAUACUACCUAAAACACCAUCUGGGAAAAUUAACAAAAGUAAACUGAAGGAAAUGGCAAAAGUUUAUGCCCUUUAAUGAACAAUAAAAUUUAGUAAAAUAGAUAAAUGUAGAUAAAACUAAUUAUUCCACUCUAUUUUAAACUUUCAAAAAACAAAAUAAUAUUAAUUUAAAAUUUUGAGUUAUUUGCGGAUUUUCGUUUUAUUAACAUAUAUUAGGAAGUUUUUUUUUACUUUAUCGUGUCAACAAAGUAUUUUGUGAUGGUGAAAAGUUGUUUGAAAUACAUUUUUUGUGUUACGAAA